GCAGCUGUUUUGUUUACAUCAUACUGCUAGAGACAGCUGAGGACUGCGGGACACCAGCGGACACAACAAACAGCUUAAAUUACCUUUUCCGGGUAAAUUAUGUCUGUAAAACACGCCAUUAGCCGGGGGCUCGAGUUGGGCCGGUCUGUCUUUCAGCUGGGUCUCCUUAAGUCGGGUGGCCGAGUCGUAGCAAAGCUCCGAGCUGACCGUUUUCGUGUAGGCCCGUCGGUCCGCACCGUUCAGCCUCAGGCUUUCCUGCCGUCUCGGUACCGCUACUAUCGCACCUCGUUGAAGGGCCUGGCAGCCCAGCUUCAGUCCGCCGGCUUCAGGAGAAGGUUUGGCGGUGGCUCCCCGCGAAACAGGGCCGUGUUUCUGGCUUUUGGUCUCGGCGUGGGGCUCAUCGAACAACAGCUUGAGGAUGAUCGAAAGAGUGCUGCGACCUGCCAGGAGAUCCAGGCUGUGUUUAGCAAGAAAAGGUUCCAGACCCCACUCAAGCCCUUCACCUCUGGAUAUAAACUGGAGGAUUACAUUAUUGGGAAUCAGAUUGGGAAAGGCUCCAACGCCGCCGUGUAUGAGGCUGCAGCUCCGUUUGCCCCACCAAAGGGGGGGGAAAAUGGAUCCCUGGUGCAGCUUAGGGAAGAUGAAGAGGAAGGGGAGACCAAUCGGUCGCUGACGUGCUGCUCGCUAAAAAAAUUCCCUCUGGCUAUCAAGAUGAUGUGGAACUUUGGGGCAGGGUCGUCAAGCGAGGCAAUAUUAAAAUCCAUGUCACAGGAGUUGGUGCCUGCAGCUGCUCAGGCCUUAAAGCAAGAAAACGAACAAAUCACUCUGGAUGGACAUUUUGGAGUCUUGCCCAAAAGAGUGUCAGCACACCCGAAUGUGAUCAGAGUGUACCGGGCUUUCACGGCGGAUGUCCCAUUGCUACCAGGUGCCGAGGAGGAGUAUCCAGAUGUGCUGCCAGCAAGGCUCAACCCUGAUGGUCUGGGCAACAAUCGCACCCUUUUCCUGGUGAUGAAGAACUACCCUCGCACACUGCGACAGUACCUGGAAGGGUCCACACCAAGCCGCAGGCAGGGCUCUUUGAUGAUGCUACAGCUCCUUGAGGGGGUCGACCAUCUGUGCAGACAGGGUGUUGCUCACAGGGAUCUCAAAUCAGACAACGUGCUGUUGGAGUUUGACUCUGAUGGUUGCCCUCGUUUGGUGAUUACUGACUUUGGAUGCUGCCUGGCCCAGAGUGACUCUAGUCUACAGCUCCCCUUCAACAGCAUGUGGGUCAACAGAGGAGGAAAUGCCUCCCUUAUGGCCCCUGAGGUGACCACUGCAGUUCCAGGGUCUGGUGUGGUGAUUGAUUACAGCAAGGCGGAUGCCUGGGCUGUGGGUGCCAUCUCCUAUGAGAUAUUUGGACAGCAUAACCCGUUCUAUCGAGCCGUGGGACUGGAGAGCAGGAGCUACCAGGAGAAGCAGCUUCCUCCUCUGCCCGCCAGUGUUCCAGCUGAUGUGCAGUUAGUGACACGACUGCUCCUCAGGAGGAACCCAAGCAAGCGCCCCAGUGCCCGUGUGGCAGCUAACAUGCUACAUCUUAGCCUCUGGGGACGGAAGGCCCUGGCCAAUCAGGACAGCAUUGGCAUGAAGAAGCUGGCUGAUUGGUUGUUGUGCCAGUCUGCUGUGGUUCUCCUGAAAGGCUGCAGUGGACCCAGUGGGUACACGGUGGAGGCGGAGCUUCAGAGGAGCUUCCUGUCUAACCUGGACCUGGAGGACCUGCGCACCGCUGUGGGUUUCCUCCUGUAUGGGCGAGAGCAGCGUCAGGCCUGCAUUCUGUCAGCUUAGAUCCACUCUCACUCAUUCAGACACAUAGUCAUUGAUAUUGAUAGUCUAGAGUUAAAACGUGCUCUGAUAUUCAGCCUGACGUCUGUAUUUGUAAUAUGUAUAGUCUUAGCCUUUACAUCUAAUGGCUAUUAAAGGCAAACUCCACUGACACUGUACUCUUACACCGUUCUACAUCCUCUGUGACAUUUAUUGUUAAUUAUCACAUGGUGUAAUUCACCUUUUCGGAUUGCCCGAUCUUUGUUAAACCAGGCUGCUGAAAUUGCUGAUCUGCAUUUCCCAGAUUGUGUUCUCCCAAACUCAGCAUCACUACAGCACUACAGCAUCAGCAGGAGUUAAAACAAACUGCUGCUAGUGUCCCUAGUGCAAUGCAAAAUGCAACAGGUCUUGUUGGUGCAUUACAUCAUGAGGCUGCUGCUGAAAAAACCUUGUUAUUGCUGUUUUCUAUGAUUAUUUUUUCCUGAAAUGAGUGUUGUUUGUUAUCACCAAACAACUAAACUGGCCCAGAAAUGCUAGGUACCAAUGGUUACUGGUAAUUCUGUUAUAAGAGUUGGCAUUUUCUUUAACAUGCACUUUUUAGAUAUUUGAUAAGGAAGACCCCACUCAUACAGUAGUUGUUUGUUGUUGUUGUUGUUAGAGUAGAAAGUACACACUGUACUUGUCAGAACCUACAGUGUAGGGCUAAAUUAAGUUUUACAUAUUCGCAAGUAACAUGCAGCCUAUAAACAGCUCGUACAUGCAUCAAACUGUCAGCAAAAAACAGAUUGCCAGUGGGUGUCUGUGUAAGGUUGUGAGCCAAAUAAUCAUAUAUUCACCCAUUCUGCAUAAUGCAGUGCAUGUAAAAACCUCUGCACAACCUACUACGCAGUUAUCACAGUGAUGAUGGUAGAUAGCAUGGAACACGCAGACUAUUGACCGACUUCUAGGAUGUGAUUGUGUUUUGUUCUCGUUCCUAUGGUUUGCACUUUAUGUCCAUGUUUGCACUUGCUGGUGUUUGUUGGUUGCCAGGUUUCCUAUAAUACUUCCUAUAUCAUUGUAAAUUAUAAAAUAAUUAUGCCAAAUCCAUGAUUUGAAUAGAGUGGGUUAAUCCCCCACACUUCACCAUAAUCGGUUCUCAAAACUAGUCACAUUAAGUCUACAAUUUUGACAUCCUUACAUGCAUAAAUAAAUAUAAUCAUGGGGUCAGUGAGGAUUACAAGGGAUAUGUUUUCAUACUAAAGAUGGAGAGAAAUAUUUUGGAUAUAUGUAGAUUUUUCUGCUGUGAAUAAAUAAAUCUAUCUGAAAAAAA
Messenger RNA from Dicentrarchus labrax (European seabass), 3109 nucleotides. RefSeq names its product PTEN induced kinase 1 (gene pink1). Gene Ontology annotation, biological process: autophagy of mitochondrion; regulation of apoptotic process; protein phosphorylation. The coding region runs from base 100 to 1824 and encodes 574 amino acids. Gene Ontology annotation, molecular function: protein serine/threonine kinase activity; ATP binding. The transcript has 8 exons. Lineage: Eukaryota; Metazoa; Chordata; Actinopteri; Moronidae. Gene Ontology annotation, cellular component: mitochondrion. The record is from RefSeq and is a predicted model, not a curated record.